AUGAUUACAAAUAAAUAUGUUCGUACUCAAGUAAAUGAGAAUAAUUUUGAAGAUUAUUCCAUAAUGUUCAAGAAAUUCGACGAAAAAGAUGAUAUAAUUGGUUCACAACAAUUGAAAACUUCCACACAGAGGGGAAUUCGCGCUAAAAUACAAGAGCAGUAUCCAUUACUUGAGCCUUAUAUGGCCGAUAUCUUGCCGAAAAAAGAGAAUUUUAAAUUGAUCAAAUGCAAAGAUCAUGUGGAAUUGAUCGCCGACUCAGAGGGAAAUGUUUUAUUUGUGAAGCCGAGGGAUCUACCGUAUAUUCCAUCGUUAAGAUUACUGCAUAAAUAUCCGUUUAUGAUGCCUCAGCAGCAGGUGGAUAAAGGUGCAAUAAAAUUCGUAUUAAAUGGCUCACAAAUUAUGUGUCCCGGUCUCACAAGUCCAGGCGCUAAAAUGACGGAUAAUAUUCCGAAGGAUGUGGUCGUUGCUGUGAUGGCUGAAGGUAAGCAACAUGCAUUAGCAAUUGGCGUUAUGAAGAAGUCAACUGAGGAAAUUCGAGCAAUAAAUCAGGACAUUGGUAUUGAGAACAUACAUCAUUUGAAUGAUGGACUCUGGAAGGUACCUGUGGUGUUAUAA
Molecule: messenger RNA, 615 nt
Organism: Anisakis simplex (herring worm)
Lineage: Eukaryota; Metazoa; Nematoda; Chromadorea; Rhabditida; Anisakidae
Source: the annotation of a GenBank genome assembly